This is a messenger RNA of Sphenostylis stenocarpa, 414 nucleotides long. Lineage: Eukaryota; Viridiplantae; Streptophyta; Magnoliopsida; Fabales; Fabaceae. The record is from the annotation of a GenBank genome assembly.
AUGAAUGCUGAAAACGUGGUACAUACUGGAGGUUGCCAUUGUAAGAGUGUAAGGUGGAAAGUGGUUGCUCCUUCCAGUGUGGUGGCAUGGGAUUGCAACUGCUCAACCUGCAACAUGAGAGCCAACACUCACUUCAUUGUGCCUGCUGACAAUUUUGAGCUUUUGGGAGAUUCUGGGAAGUUUCUCACAACUUACACUUUUGGCACUCAGACUGCCAAGCACACAUUCUGUAAAAUCUGUGGCAUAACCUCAUUCUAUUAUCCACGCUCAAAUCUAGAUGGUGUUGCAGUUACAUUUAGAUGUGUUGACCCUGGAACAUUGAACCAUGUUGAAAUCAAACAUUUUGAUGGGAAGAAUUGGGACACCGCAUAUAAUCAGACAGGCAUCUCAUCAUACUCAAAGGUUCAGAAGUAA